CUUCACAAGUACACUUUGUAUGUAAACAGCUAAGAUCAGUGAUAGAGCACAGUGAAUUUCGCGCUUCCGCCACCUCAUUACUCCCAGUAUUCUUACAAUAUUCCCAAUGUGUAACAGUCGUCCUAACAAAUACAUAACACGACCUUGCGAAAUGCUUCGGAAAUUUUCAUCCAGAGUAUCUGCUCAUCCCUCAGCUGGCUCACAUAGUCAGAGUUCCCGCUCUUCGCAGGAAGCCUCGCCAUCUCCAGUUCAAACUUCUCAUUCCUCACACCGAACCUCACACACGUCAACCCUAACACCAAAACCAUUAUUCUACGAUUCCCGCUUAUCUGCACAAGCCGCACGUAUCUCUGAUCAGCCACCUUACUCUACCGCUAGCGCAUCACCACAUACCUCAGACUUUGCGCCCUACUCCACAGUCUUCACGCAUCGUUCAUCAGCACAAUCUCGAGACCCUACAACACAAACACCACGGUCCUCAACCUCCGCGCCCCAAGGCUUAACCAAUCACCCGCUCAGCCUUCCACCAACCACCCCUCACGACGAUAUCGCUUGGGCUGAACACGAUGACCUUCUCCACUCACUCACUGUACGCGCUUCAGACCUCGACCAGUUAGCCCUCGCAGCUGAAGCGCGAUGGAAAGCUGCUGAAGGCUUGUUGCCCCCUUCAGAACAUCAUACUAUCGGCCGCGCAGCUAGCGUUCCCACGUUACGAGAAAUUCAUCUGUUGCUAGCGCGGAUUGAUCUAUUGGUGAGAGAAGAACGGAAAUGGAGGGACGAAUGCAUGCCGAGAAACCCGAGAGAGAAGUAUCCGGCUUGGGCGAGUGUAUAUUCGCAGGUUAUGGGCGUGGGUGUAGGGCGAGGACUAAGGCCAUGGGAUGUAGUCAAGGAGCUGGAUGUGAGGAUGGAGAGAUUGUUGGAGAAGGUAAAGAGAUUGUGAAUAUGGUGGUUUGAACGGAUCUAGCUUUCUCGGUAGUACAGUGUCGACUACCUUGAGACAGCAAUAGAUCGGAAGAUGCGAAUGAUCUAGGAGCAACGCUGGAGAUACUAACACAAGA
Molecule: messenger RNA, 1058 nt
Organism: Alternaria alternata
Lineage: Eukaryota; Fungi; Ascomycota; Dothideomycetes; Pleosporales; Pleosporaceae
Exons: 1
Coding region: 107-940 (277 amino acids)
Source: RefSeq, a predicted model, not a curated record